CUGAGUAAGACGGGUGUUAAGCGACUCUCCAUUAGAUUAAAAUUAUAAGGCCUAUACCGUCGGUUUGAUUGCUGUGGUUCUAUGGCUACUCUUUCGGAAAAGCCGCUUCCGCUUAGUGAGCCCUUAGCCAUUGGACGAGCUGUGGCCAAUGAAAACCCCGACGCGCGUGCUGAAGCGGAACCACCUGAAAUACCACCGCUACAGCAACUGACCGGCUCUUUGUUGGCGGUAGCGUUCCUUUCAUCCUUUGGGAGCUCCAUGCUUUAUGGCUACAACUUGGCUGUGGUCAACUCCCCCUCUGCAUACAUAAAGGACUUCUACAACCAGACAGUGCUGAAUCGAAAUGGAACAGGACUCACUGAAGAGACCCUUACCGUCAUGUACUCUCUUACUGUGUCUGUCUUUGCCAUUGGAGGUAUGCUGGGCUCCGUCAUCGUGGGUAUGCUUGUCAGCCGCUUUGGCAGGAAAGGUACAAUUGUAAACACAACAUUCCUGGUGUUUAUUGGUGGAUCACUCAUGGGCUUCAGCAGGAUAUGUGGUUCACCUGAGAUGGUCAUCGUUGGCCGUUUUAUCACAGGAAUUCACUCAGGCAUCUCUCUUAGUGUUGUACCAAUGUACCUGGGUGAGAUAGCACCUAAGAACCUACGAGGUUUCCUGGGUCUUGUGCCAAGUAUCUUUAUUGGCACCGGAGUCUUCCUCGCCCAAAUUCUUGGCCUACAUGAGCUUCUAGGAAAGGAGGAGCACUGGCCCUUCUUUCUUUCAGUAGUGGUGAUACCCACCUUCAUCCAGUUGAUGGCGUUGCCAUGGUUCCCAGAGAGCCCCAGGUACCUGCUGAUUGAGAAGCACAACGUCCAUGCCACUAUCACAGCUCUGAAGUACUACAGAGCCAAGUGCAACAUCCAGGCUGAGAUUGAGGAGAUGCAGGAGGAGCAGCGCUCCCUUUCAUCAGUUGAGACGCUGUCAGUAUGGAAACUGUUGCUGGAUGACCGAGUCCGGAAGCAGGUGCUCUGCGUGGUGGUCAUUAACAUCGGCAUGCAGCUGUCUGGCAUUGAUGCUAUCUGGUUCUACACAAAUGACAUCUUUGAGGAUGCAGGUAUCCCAGAGGCAGAGAUCCAGUAUACCACAGCAGGAACGGGAAUCAUAGAGAUCAUCGCAGGACUUGUUGGGUGUUUCACCAUAGAGAGGUUGGGCAGGAGGCCUCUCAUGAUCUUUGGUUUUACCAUGAUGGGCGUCUGCAGUGCUGGAAUCACAUUGACCCUGAUUUUACAGGGUCAUUUACCAUUUAUGCACUACUUAAGUGUCGCCUGUGUGGUCGGCAUCAUUGCUGGUUUCUGUAUUGGUCCAGCUGGGGUUCCCUUCUUGAUGACAGCAGAGCUGUUUAAACAGUCCCACCGCCCAGCUGCUUACAUUGUAGGAGGAUUGCUAAACUGGGUGUCCAACUUCACCGUGGGCUUCGUCUUCCCCUUCUUACAGAUGUCUGUGGGGUCUUACUGCUACUUGGUGUUUUCGGCCAUUUGUUUCUCUGUGGCCAUCUACGUCUACUUUUUCAUCCCAGAAACAAAAAACAAGACCUUUAUGGAAAUUAGCCGCAUGUUUUCUAAGAAGGAAGCAGUUCUGGAGUCCCAGGGCCUAAUCCAUGUGGACCAGCUGAAGCUGAAGAAGAUGAACGGCUAUGGUGGCGUGGAGUUUGACAGCUCUUCUUCUGUACCUUAACCGGGCUCCAAGUUCUCACUGAGACUUCAAAACCAUUCAUUACAUUCUCCAUUCUACACUUUCAAAAUGUAUACAUUAACCAAAAAUCACCUCACCUGGGGCCAGAUGCAUAAAACACUGGGUUGAAUUCACAAAUGGAUUGUGCAGCCAACAUUUAUGCGAAUGGAGCUCAAUGCCAAACAUGUCCAAAUUCACAAAUGCCAGAAAAAGAAGCCACAGGCAGUUUGAGUAAAAUGUUUCAAAAUGUUUUCUUUCUUAGCAGGUAAGUGUUAACUGCAGCACAGUAUCCAGAAAGGGUGUCAGGGGCUCAUAAUCUCUUGUGAUCAUGAUCCAUUCUCCCUAACCACCGUCUGAAUUUGAUAUGUUGACAUUACUACUAUUACAAUCAGAGUUCAGUUGGUCUGGAGCUAACUAGAGACAGGGCCUGCCACAUGAACACAUACUCAUAAGUAUCUCACAGACUUGCUGCAUUUAACAUUGGAAACUUGUAUUAGAUGUGUUAAGUCUGGGUACAACAUUAAACUGGAAAAUAGAGAUGUCCUGAAGUGGCCCUAAAGUGUUAAAACAAUGAUAUUUCAUAAAACACAAUAACAUUUCCAAAAAGGAAAACAUUACACAAAAACUAGACAUUUCACAACAUCUCAGAUCUGAUGUGCUUUGCACAGAAGUGUCUUCUUCAUGACAGCACACAUUUCACAAAUCACAUUUACAUUUCAAAAAACACAACAGAAGAGGAAGGAGCAAUUUCUUAGUUGUAAUUAUCACAUAGCCCAUCCCUCCUAACUUUGUUACUGCUGUAACAAAGACUACAGGACUGCAACUCCAAGAGCUUUUCUUUGUGUGAGAGUGCCCCCUAGUGCAAUGAGCCAAAUGUGCAGUGAGGCAACUCUCUGUCCACCAGCUUAUGAUUUUUAGGGAACAUUUCACCCAAAUAAUUCUAAGGUUUAUUCAAUCAAUAUACAUUUUCCUAAAGUGAUUAAUGAAUAAAACUGUGUUUCUCAAUAUAGUUUUAAAGGGUAUUUCACUCAAAUACAAAUUUCUGUCAAAUAACCUUUAGUUUAAAAGAGACAUGUUUAUAAAAUUUGGGCCCUAUUUAGAAUAGUUUUUAGGGCUAAAUAACCUAUAGGUUCAAAAUGUCUCCAGUUGAUUCAUUCAGCUGACCAUCGUGACAUUGGCUGCUAUGUCUUCUUUUUGGGAAAUUUCAGCGGCAAAAAUAAGCACUUUUAAGUGGACAUGGCUGCAUUUGUUCCCACAAAAUUAUGUGGAGCCAUUACAGCUUAGGCAACUCAAAAAAACAUUUUUUUACCUAUUCGUCAUUAAGACUUUUUUGCAGUCAUCCAAUCGCUAGGCGGCAUUGUCUUGAAAAAUAGGGGUUCCUUGAAAAGCGUGAAUGAAUAUCAAAUAUUUUUGUGUUUAAUGAACAUAACGUCAGGUAUUGUGAAAUAUUAGUGUCUUGUGAGUUAUAAUUCUUUUUUUUGAAUGAAUUGGAGCUCUGUCUCAGAGAGCAGCUCUCACAGCAGAGAGUCAAGCUGCUGAAAAUGUCUCCACAAUCAGAUCCAUAACAAAAGCAAAUUGAACUGAGCUGCAAUUUCUAUGAGCAUGGUUGUUAUAGAUUAUUGGUGCAAUAUUAUUUAAACUGAAUAUUAAGACAAGGCAAGUAUCAGUCGUUUAAGAAGUUACUGGUGCCAUUAGUGACUGUCCUGUCCAUCUGAAUUUGCCCCUCCAUCUAGCUUGUACACCUGGCUGUAUUUAAGAAUAUGGAUAUGUGUUCACUCUCAAGAGUCUUUUGUCAGUGCUUCACAUUUCAAGAUAUAAUUAAAAGGUGGAUAUAUUAUUAUAUACAGGGAAAUAAUGGCUUGAAUGUAUAUAACAACAAUGUCUAAAUUCAAUAAUGACUCAUAGAUCAUAGACAUAUUUUGAAAAGUCAGGUUAAAAAAAAAUCUGUGAAAUUGGAAAAGAACUAAAAGAACUGUUGUGAUGAGAUUAAAGUUUAUCAACACAGGGAAAUAAUGUCUUGAAUGUACACAAAAAGUUGAAGUCUUUAUCACUUACAUAAUCUAUUUGCACUUUUGAGAGACAUUUUAAGGAACAAUUACCCCAAAUUAAUAACAAUCAGAGAUAUAGGGACACAACAUAAUCAUUAUUUUACUCAGAGGCUACUGUCAUGACCUAUUUUAUCUUCUCAUCACAUUUCCUUUAAACUUGUGUACCCAGGGUCACAUUCUUAUUGCAUUAUUUACUUUUUAAAUAGAAAGGCAUACCAUGCUUUAUUUGUGUCUGUAUUACUUAUACAUCUGGCCCCUGGACUCACUAAAGCUGGAUUUGUUGCACAUGUUGAAAACUUUGCUGAAUAUGCAUUACAGUUCUAGUAUUUACCACUUUUCAGUUAUUUGUGUUUGAGCCAUUUAAGUACAGUUCCAGUUAUUUUAAACUUGGGUCUUAUUUUCAUUGGUUUGUUCAUUGUUCCUAUCUAUAUCAAUAGCACAGUGUUCACAAUAGUAAUGGUUUUGGAUUCACAGCAUCAUUUUUAUUUAUUUUUCUAAAAGUCAGUCAAAGAAAUAAUUGACCAACUUGUUUUGUAGACUGACUUCCAUCAUCUCUUACCCACUGUGCUCAACUUUCUAGUUAGGAGUGUGUAUAAGUAUUUAAUAUGGAGAUCUCAGAAAUUUAUUGAUGAGUAACUUGUCAAGUUGUUUGGAAUGGUGCACAAACAUGCAUAAGACCUAAAAAAAUAUGCCAUUAUUAACCAUCAGACAAGCUUUCACUGCAAAUAAUUUUUUAAAGAAAAAGGAUUGCUUUCUUGUAACGUAACCUUUAUUUUUUACGUUCUAGUUGUUUUAGAAAGUUAUAAUAUUGAAGUCACUUAAGUGAUUGCCAACAUCUCAAAAAGCGAAUGAGACCAGACUAAAUGAGCUUGAUAUUAAAGAAACUAUCAGACUAAGCUCUGUAGGCAAGAUUAAGAAUGAAGACCACUAGCUGCAAGCCACUAUAGAUAAACUAUUUGAAAGAUUACACUGCUGAAGUUGCAAACAUGAUUGUCAGUCUGGUAACACACACUGGAACAAAAACAACCCCAUGUCUGUCAGGAUAAAGAUUUUGGGUGAACUCCAGUGUUGGAAGUCUGCGGACACAGACACAGCAGCUUGGAAAAAAAUGUGUGUGCAUGUGUUUGCAGAAUUCAUAUUUGAGAGAAAUAAAACUUUAAAAGAUAUAUUUCUAAUCUUUUGUAUAUUAGAAUAAAAUCAUCUAUUGUGUGAAACUGGGUUAUUUAUGCAUGUUUGAAGGACAUACUCUUUUUAUUUUAAGUUUUAUUAUUACUUGUUGUACUUUCACUUGUAAGUUAAUAAAAUUCCUCACCAGCUCAUAGCUUUUAGAUAACAGUCAUUUUCAUGGCUGUACCAGAGUACUCUGUAUUAUGAGCAUUGCAAUAAAGUGUGCUUAAAUAUAUCUAGUACUGACAGCAACUUCUACAUUCUUUAAAUACAUGCCAUGAAAAUAUG
Labrus bergylta (ballan wrasse) is the source of this 5213-nucleotide messenger RNA. It is a transcript of the gene slc2a15a, whose product is annotated as solute carrier family 2 member 15a. Gene Ontology annotation, cellular component: plasma membrane. Lineage: Eukaryota; Metazoa; Chordata; Actinopteri; Labriformes; Labridae. Gene Ontology annotation, biological process: monosaccharide transmembrane transport. Gene Ontology annotation, molecular function: hexose transmembrane transporter activity. The record is from RefSeq and is a predicted model, not a curated record.